Molecule: messenger RNA, 4312 nt
Organism: Crotalus tigris (Tiger rattlesnake)
Lineage: Eukaryota; Metazoa; Chordata; Lepidosauria; Squamata; Viperidae
Gene: PPP1R18
Product: protein phosphatase 1 regulatory subunit 18
Exons: 4
Coding region: 1835-3691 (618 amino acids)
Molecular function (GO): phosphatase binding
Source: RefSeq, a predicted model, not a curated record
UCCUCCCCCCCCCUUCUCUCCCCCCCCUCUCUCUUUUUCUCUCUCCCGUCUCCCUUCUCCUCCUCUGAAAGGGUUUUAGCAGCCGGGCGGAGGCGGAGUUCGGCGGCAGAGGAUUAGAAGUGGAUGCGCUCAGAGACCGGCAGAGAUUUCUUCUCCCCCCCCCCCCACCACCACCCCAUCGCCCGCCCGCUCCUCCGCCGUGCGCCUUCGCCUCCACCGCGUCUUCUGGGAAAGCAGCCGAAGGAAGAAGAAGGAGGAGGAGGAGGAGGCAAAGGAUCGGAGCGCCCCAACCCUUCACCUCCAGCAAGAACCCUGACUCAGAUCCGCCUAGAUCCCUCCCUUCCUUUGGACAGGCAAAAAGGAAAAAAAAAAAAAAAAAGGGAAGAGAAAGCGAGGCGGCUGAAGAAAAAAAAAAAUAAAAAAAAAUCCCCUCCAUUCCGAGCCAACGGGACCGGCUGGAGCCAGACGAGCUUCCUUCCAGCCAUGGAGCGAGCGAAGGAUCUAGUAGUCUCUCGCCUGCCUCGGGCUUCCAAGAUCCAGCUGGCUUGAAAGCGUACGUACGCAGGGAUCCUUUGCUUUGCUCCCUGCUUCGAAGGAUCGCGGCGGGGGGGGGCGGAAUUCCUGGCGUCUAGGGGGGAUCGAGGAACCAGGGGCUUCGGUUGGGGGUUCUCCUCAGUUGGUGUGUGGGAUCCCCGUCUGCUCAGCCUUCAGAUCCCGCCUGAUUUCCCUCCGGAUCUUUGAAGCGUUCCUCGAGAGGCGGGAAGCGGAGGGAAAAAAAGGGUCUUCUUUUUGGCACUCCCUCGCCUGGAUGUACAGUACACGUGUUGCUCCCUUUUUGACGUUUCUACGGAUCCAGCCCUAAUUCUCCGGAAGAGUAUUCGCCCCCCCCCCCGCUCCCUCAAAAGGGUUGGUUUUUUUUUUUUCAUCUUCUGCAUCGCUUGUGCAUAUCUGGGGACGGUAGGGACACGCCAACGUUUUUAAGAAGAUUAUUUUAAGGCUUCUUUUCCAAAUUCCUAGAAGGAUCAGUUCUUGGAAGUCUCUAGUUGCACGCCAUUCUUUUUCCGGGAAAAUUACCAAGCGGCAAUUCAUCUUUUGGGCUCCUCGAUUCUAAGUGAAGACUGGUCUUCCCCAUCGGCUGGUUCGGUGCCUUGGCUUUCCAGAAUAUAAAAGUUGGCUUGUGGUACCAAGCAAGGCGCGCUUAGUGUUGCCUUUUGUUCCAUCAGUGGUUUUUGUAGAUCUUUGAACAGCUGGAAUUAACGUGAAAUUCCGAAGUUUGGAUUCUGCUAAAGGGACUUGACGUUGCAAUGUCUUCUGACAGAUCAUCUUCCUCUUCCUGAUCCUUCAAGCUACUCUUUCCCAUUUUCUUUUUUUCUGAAUGUAUUCUUUGUACUCUCCCACCUUUCUGUCUCCUUUUCCAAUCCAGCUCUCCCUCAUUUCACCUCCCAUCUGUCACUUCCUCCCAUCUUCCUCUGAUCAUUUUUUUAUCUCUGAGCCUCCAUUUUCUGCUACUCUAAUAUUGUCCUUCCUCUCCUUUCCAGCCACUGCCCAUUUCUCUUAACCCCCUUCUGCUCAUUGCCAAUUCUGUUCCAGAUCCUUUUCUUUCUCCUUCUUCCCUCCCUCUUUUAUUCCAUUCUUUUCCUGGCCUCUUUUGUUUUUGUGUUGCUUUUAAGUUGCUCUCCCCAGCCACUUUCCCCCCCCCUCUGUUUUUUCCCUUGCUUUGUGCCUUCUCACCCCCUGAACAUAACCCACCCAAUCUUUUCUUUUCUUUUUUUUCACUCCUUUUUUUCUCCCAGAUUUCCCUCUUGUUUCCUGCUGUCUCACACCUCCAGCAAAGAUGUCUUCAACUCCUCCGCUGCCUGAAUGGAAACUCCAGUUACUGGAGCGUCGGCGAAAGGAGGAAGAGGAAGCUCGGCGGCGGGAACAGGAGCAGCAAGACCGCAUGGCUAAGAUGCCAGCUUGGAAACGGGAGAUCAUUGAACGACGCCGGGCCAAGCAAGGUUCCAGCACGUCUUUUUCUGAACCAAACGGACCAGGAGAAACGGAGAGUGGCCCAACCUCUGUGCCUGCUGCAACGUCAUCCUACCAAGAGGGGGAGCCAGAGAGUUCGGUGCUACAGGAGAAGAUUGGCCCAGUUCACCAAAAUCCUUUCAUUCAGCUGGAGAAGCGCCGCCAUCAUCAGGAGUCUGGCCCUCCAGAAAGUGAAGUUGCGAAUACCAAAGCCAAACAAAUAGUGGAUCUGUGUGGGCAGAUUCCAGGCGUCCGGACCCUGCGGGCAGACAAUGUCAUUAUAAUAGAAACAGCCCAUGGGGCACCACCGGCGCAGCUGGCUAGCGACCGCCACUCGGGAGAAGCCAAAUCAGGCAGCAUGGAGUCCCUCAAUGAGCUGUUGGCCCGCCGUGGGGGCAGCGUGACCGAGAUCCGUGCAGGCGAGGUCUUCAUCGUCAAGUCGGCUUUGAGCCGCAGCGUGGAGGAUCUCAAUGCCGUGGGCCGAGCUGAGCAUCGGGCAUCGCUGCCCGAGCAGCGCCAAGGGCGGGUGAGCAAACUGCUCAGCCGGUUCAGCCAAGAGGACGGUGGAGGGGUGGUGAUGCCAUCACACCCGGUGAAGUCCCUCAGCACUGAGAAUUUAACUGAAAGCACCUUUGGAGGAAAGAAGCCAGCCCAUUCUCCAGCAGACUUCACCUCAUCCCGGCUGCCUUGCGUCAGUCGCCUCCCCAGCCCUCCCUGCGACCUCCCGGGACUGACGUCCCCAGGGCCUUGCACUGUGGCAUCUUAUCGAAGUCAAUUUGAAGCUAAAUCAAGCGGUGGGGAGGGCUGGCCAGAUAGUCCUCCAAGGCGCUCACCCACUGGGAAAAGAUGGGGAAGAGAGGCCGUGUCCCCAGACAGAGGACCCAGGGUGGAGAGCAGUGAUUUGGAGGCGGCAGUGGAAAGCCACCCAGCUGAGGAGGAUGUCCAGGGCAAAGCCUUGGCCAACCUGCACCUCCACUCCAGGAACUCCUUCAUGGUUGUGCCACUGCGGGCUUCAGCCUCCCCUCCCCCAGAACCCAAACAGGAAGCCAGCCCUUCCCCUCCUUCAGCCAAGCCCCCAGUCCCCACUUCCUGCUCUUCACCCAGCUGUGAACAACUUCUCCCGGACGCUGUUGAGGAGCCGCCGCCCGAGGCCGAGGCCAUGAGACGCAGCAGCAACAGCAGAGUUAAGGAGGACAUCAGGAUGGGAGGCCUGGGCCGGGUCUCAUCCCCCCAUCCAGCAAUGCAGCGUCGCAGUGGCAACACCAUCACAAUCAAUCCUCGGAAGGCCUCCGUGUCACCUGUCAUGGCUGUGGAGAAUGGCAUCGAGAGCUCUCCGCCACUGGCUACGAUGCCCAUGAAGAAACGCUACCCCACAGUGGAGGAGAUCCAGGUGAUUGGGGGCUACCUCUCCCUGCAGAGAUCUUGUCUUGCAAAGAAUGACCGACAUCGGAAAAAGCUUAGGAUUUCAUUCAGUGAGAACCAGCUGGAGAGGACAUUCCAAUACCCAUCAGAGAGUUCCCUACUGGAGGAGUUUGGGCCCCCAGAAGAGUCAGAAUCUUUGGUUAGCACAAACCCCCCUGGGGAUGAGGAGGAAGAAGAAGAGGAGUUGCUGCUGCUUCAUCGUGGCCUCCCUGGCCUGCUCAGGAGCAAACCACUUAUUGUAGAUGAGUCCUGUCGGCGAUAGCUUAUCAUCUUUCUUUCCUGGUACAGGAAAAGAUGGAAUCUAUUUCAAGAUUGGAGCCGUGUUUCAAAAUCCUUCGGCUGGACCUUGAAUCUCUUUUUGUCUUCCAAUGACUGACACACCAAGGAAAAAGAAACAGGGACCAAUAAAGACCUAUCAACCUCUUCCUAGUUUUGAACACUGUGCGUUUCUCCCUUCAGGAGUUAACACAGCAUCUUCACCCUUGAUAUGGCUCUUCUCUCCACGUUGACCCUGAAAACAGAACCUCUUUGCUUAGGAAAAACUACCCCACAUCUAGAUGGCUCCAAAUUGUGUGAAAUGCAGCCCAAUCUAGAAGGGAAUCUCAACCAAUGUUUUUCCUUCUGCUCCUGUCAGUCGCUGAGGAGCCUGUUUUAAUAUUUUCCCUGAGGAAAGACCAUUGAACCUUCAAACACCAAGGGCUAACAUCACUGAACCUAUUUUACUCCUUACCAUCAACCACACAGCAUUUGAAAGCUUCAGCUCUGGGCUGAGGGACAUUGAUGUAACUUUGUCUGGUUGUUGUUGUUGUUUUUCUGCUUUUUUUUUCUUUAUAAAGUAUCUUGUCUUGUUAUGAUGUUUAAAGGAAAACAAAGCAAAGCACCA